Messenger RNA from Echinococcus granulosus, 156 nucleotides. RefSeq lists its product as hypothetical. Lineage: Eukaryota; Metazoa; Platyhelminthes; Cestoda; Cyclophyllidea; Taeniidae. The record is from RefSeq and is a predicted model, not a curated record. The coding region runs from base 1 to 156 and encodes 51 amino acids. The transcript has 3 exons.
AUGAUUGUAUGCGCAGGAGGCAUUUACUUUCGGGAUCGCAAAAUUUUAGAGAGGACGCUGUUUACCUGCCAAUAUUGCUCUACAACCUUCUUGCGCCGAGGCAAUUUAAAUCUUCACAUUUCUGAAGUCCAUGAAGGAUAUGCUAUAAUCAAGUGA